ACAAUAUUUGAGCAACUUAUAGUAAACAAGACCGCAAUAUUCUUCAAAUUUUGACUUUAAGCUUGAAAUAAGUCACAUAAAUUAGUAAAGAUGCCAUCCUACGAAGCUUUAGUUAUAUUGCGACAAAUGCCAAGACAAGAAGUAAUAACAACUCUUAAAAGAACAGCAGAAGCGAUAUUUAGUAAAGGAGGAUUCAUCAGAAAACUCGAUAAUUUGGGCCAUCGUACACUUCCUUUUAGAGUUUUCGAACAUGGAAUAAUUCACAAAACUGGAACUGCUUUUAAUAUCACAUUCGACUCUCCAUCUAAAGUCGUAUUCGAUCUGAAUGAAGAGUAUGGUCGUGAUGUUGAUAUCGUCAGAUCUAAUAUAUUCAAAGCUGAAGAACCUGUAAAAAUCAAAUGCACUCUUCAAGAGGAACUUCAGCCGCCAGCUUACAGAAAAGGAGUCAUAAGAAUGUUGAGAAUAGCAAGAAAAGGACAGAAGGAAAAAUAUCCACUAAAUACUGGAUUGAAUUAUUAUCCGUUCCAAAAAUAAAGUCUCACCAUGUGCAUUUGAUAUUAGUAUAAAAAUGUGUAAUAAAACAUGAAAAAU
Clunio marinus is the source of this 591-nucleotide messenger RNA. The record is from the annotation of a GenBank genome assembly. Lineage: Eukaryota; Metazoa; Arthropoda; Insecta; Diptera; Chironomidae.